CAUAUGUAUAUACAUACCAUGAAUGUUCAACAGAAACACUAUUCAUCUCUAUCUGUUUUGCAAGAACGUGGACUUUGUUAAUUUUUCAACUUGAUUUUUAAUGAUUAGACACGACUCAAUUUACGGACGGUUUUCCCUAGCAAAUGUCAAGACCUGUUUAUAUGAUCGUAUCGUGGCUUUUAUACUCCAGGGAUAAUAACUCACAAUUUAGCUUGGAAUUCCCCAAGUUCCUGAACGGCCACACAAUAGUACCAACCAAUCAGAAUUAAGACACUAGUGAAUUUUACUAGAUGUAUCCAACUUGAUUUUAUUUUCCAAUCUAUGUAGAAUUCAUAUGUAAUGUAUUACGCAGUAUUAUUUUGUAGCAUACUAAAAUUAGGUUAUAUUUUGAUGUUUGGAAUUUUAAAAUAUUAACAGAAAGAUAGUAAAAUGUCAAGGAAGAAACAUAAUGUGUCGUAUAUUAAGCCGAAUGAGCCAAAAUUUUUACGCGAAUUAAAGGAACAAAUCGGAUACAAGGAAGGACCUACAAUUGACACAAAGAGAGAAGUAUUACCACAAUAUUCAGACAAUGAAGAAGAACAUGAAGAAGACAAGCCUGUUGUAGUUGUAUUAAAUUCUGAACACUUGAGUGCAGAACAAGCAGAAGCAUAUAAGAAAAAGAAAGGAGAAGAGGAAGCUAAUACUCCAGCAGAUUUAUCUAAAAGAAUUAUAUUCAAGAAAAACAAAAUAACAGAGGCAGAAUCAGAUAAAGCAGAUAAACCAUUGAAAAAGAAAAUUAAAAAAUCAAAACAAGAGAAAGUUGUAUUAUCAUUUAGUGAUAAUGAUGAAGAUUACUCGUAACAUUGCUUAUGUAUGCCAAACGCAUUUAUAAUUAAAAUAUAUAAAAUAAAAAUGACUGUACAAGAUCU
This is a messenger RNA of Bombus impatiens (common eastern bumble bee), 908 nucleotides long. RefSeq lists its product as uncharacterized. The record is from RefSeq and is a predicted model, not a curated record. The transcript has 3 exons. Lineage: Eukaryota; Metazoa; Arthropoda; Insecta; Hymenoptera; Apidae. Bases 430 to 840 code for a protein of 136 amino acids.